AGCGGGGCGGGGCCGCACCGGCCGGGCUGGGCUGGGCUGGGCUGGGCGGCGGAGCGGCGGCGGAGCGCGGUUCUUACUGGACGUGCUUGGCAAGAUGGAGCCGCCAACCUCCUCCAGGCUGAAUUCCCGAAAGAGAAGAAAAGAUGGAUCUGGCCCUAAUGGGGCAACAGAGCUGGAUGGAAUCCCUCCAAAAAUGUCCCGACGCUCACUCGGACUGAGGGAACCGGCUCCGUUUUCAGAUGAAGUGGAAAUCGACUACAGCAAGCCAUACAUCAGAGUAACCUAUGAGGAAGCGGUGAGGGGGACCCCUUUGGAUCGCCCCGUCAGAGUUUAUGCCGAUGGAAUAUUUGACUUGUUUCACUCUGGACAUGCCCGGGCCUUGAUGCAAGCAAAGAACCUCUUCCCAAACACAUACCUCAUUGUUGGAGUCUGCAGUGAUGAGCUGACCCAUAACUUCAAGGGCUUCACGGUAAUGAAUGAGAAUGAGCGGUAUGAUGCUGUGCAGCACUGUCGCUAUGUGGACGAAGUGGUGAGAAACGCGCCGUGGACGCUCACGCCCGAGUUCCUGGCAGAGCACAGGAUCGACUUUGUUGCACAUGAUGACAUCCCCUAUUCCUCUGCUGGCAGUGAUGAUGUCUAUAAGCACAUAAAAGAGGCAGGCAUGUUUGCACCCACUCAGAGGACCGAGGGGAUCUCAACGUCAGACAUCAUCACACGGAUCGUGCGGGACUAUGAUGUUUAUGUCAGACGGAACCUGCAGCGGGGCUACACGGCUAAAGAGCUCAAUGUCAGCUUCAUAAACGAGAAGAAAUACCACCUCCAGGAACGCGUGGAUAAGGUGAAAAAGAGGGUGAAGGAUGUAGAGGAGAAGUCAAAGGAAUUUGUCCAGAAAGUGGAGGAGAAGAGCAUUGAUCUCAUCCAGAAGUGGGAAGAGAAGUCCCGAGAGUUCAUCGGCAAUUUCUUGGAGAUGUUUGGUCCAGAAGGCGCAUUGAAACACAUGCUGAAGGAGGGUAAGGGCCGGAUGCUGCAGGCCAUCAGCCCGAAGCAGAGUCCCAGCAGUAGCCCCACACAUGACCGCUCCCCAUCUCCCUCCUUCCGCUGGCCCUUUUCCACCAAGACUCCUCCUUCCUCACCCGCCAACCGCUCCAGGAAUGAGUCUGCAGUCACCUAUGACAUCAGUGAGGAUGAAGAGGAUUAAGCUACCUGCCAGGAUUUGCUGUGAACUGCUAAUCGCAGAAUCCUAAGUCCAGACCCAGCGGGGAACUCUAAAUGAGCAAGAGAGCCAUAGGAACAGGGCUGACGGUGAGCACAGGGCCUUGGAGGCACCCGUUGCUCUUAGCAAGGGCUGCUGCCUGGAAACACAUUCGAACCUCCUCUCCCUUCUUCUCCCCAAAUCCCCUUUUUAUUGUUUACGUUCUAGUGGUUUCCAGGGUGAAGAUGGCUUUUAUAUUUUAAAAAAAUACUCGUUAAAAGCGCAAAGAAUAGCACUCUAGUGUGGCUUUUGUUUUGGUUUCUUUUCCCUUGUUAAAUCUCCAGGCAAGAGGGAGAGUGGGAAGAUCCAUCUGUCUCUUCUUUCCUUCAGCUCCUCUGUCUUAUCCCCCCGCCCCCAGGCAGUAUCUGUGCCACUGCCAAACGGAAGACCCCUCAGUUCCUCAACCAGCAUGACCUCGAGGGCACUCACAAAGCAGUGGUGUAACAAGGCUUCUAGGAAAUAGAGACCUCUCUGCUGGGCUGGAGCAAUAGCAAUCUAUCCAGCAGACCCUGUAGUGCUCACAGCCUAUAAACUGAGCUUCCCAGUGUGUUGCAGUGAGGGCGUGCUGGGCAGGGCUACCAGCUUGGCACGCAGGAGUUACACCCAGGAAGGACUCAUGGCACCGUAGAGUGGCACACCCCGUAAAGCAUGCAGCAUUCACAGCUCCAAAGUAUACAGGGGCUGCAGGGGAAAGGCCUGUCCAGCUAACCUCAGUAAGACUGCUAAAAUUGAGCCCUCAGUUGCUGUUGGAGAGAAGAGAAUGAAUCUUUGCUUCAGGGCACUUGCUGUCUAUGUGUUUCCUUGGGUGUGUGAGAGCCCAUGUAGGAAAUGAAUGUGUGUACUCUUUUGAGAAGUUCCUUGUCCCAGUCUGUGGUGUGUUAUAUGUGUCACUGUCUAUGCAGACGGCCCCUCAGCACUGCUCUGUGUGUGUUUGUGUUUCAGUUGCUGUGGUCUAAGGGCCAGAGCAGUCCUUUACACUGGUGCUGUGAAGUUGCUGUUCUAAGGGCAAAGCAGCCAGUUUGCUGUCCGUGUCAGUGUGUGCAGCUGGACAGAUGAAGGGCACGUUUUACCCCCUUGAGGGGUUCCAGUUCAUGUGACAGUUACCUGGUUUGUGCAGCACAUGCACAAAUUGGUGCAGGCUCACUCUGAUCCUUGAGGCAGGCCAGAAAGAGCAUCAGAGAGUGCUGCAGCUUUUUAAGUCUUUAAACAUGUAAUGCUUGUUUGAAUCCAUGGUCCAGUUGUGCCUGCUGUCGUGUCUGUGAUACACACUGAGCUUUGUGGGCUGCAGCUCCCCGAGGGCACUCGCCCUCCCGUGCCUGAGCAGAGCAGGUCGGUGCACUGUCCCACAGCCAGUGCUGGAGGGACUGGCCUUGCUGUGGAGCUGUGGAGCUCCCACUCACUUUUCUGUCGGGUUUGCCUGUGAUUCCGUGGUCUCUGGGUGGAGCUGCUGGGCCGAGUUGCCUGUACCCUGCGAUGCUGGGAGCAGAGGACAGCUCAGAGCCCAGUCAGCAAUACUGCAGGGAAGUCUCCAGAUCAGGAUGUGAGGCUUGGGAAGCAGCAGGUGCAAGGAGGAGACUCAUCAUGUGCUGCCACAAGCUGUGCACGAUGUGAUGCUUCCAGGGUACAUGGUCGCCCUGUGGUAGGAACAGACUGCAGCUUCUUUCCAGCUUUUAUCUUGCUGGUCCUUUGUCAUGCUGCCCAAAGGGCUUGACAGAGACUCUGUGCUUCUGUUGAGUUCAGAGCCAGUAUGGGAAAGGAUAUUUUGGGGAUCCCUAAUCUUCCACUUGGACUUCUUUCAGCAGGGAUGUGUGUGGCUGUGGGAAUGUGGCUGGCUGCUAUGGAUUUUAAGCUGUAAGGAGCAAAUGAUGGUCACUUGGUAGAAGCCAGUUGUUAAUCCUCUGUUUAUGAGUGGUAGAGCACUUACUUUUUGUCAUCCACACUGUCUCUUCCCUCAUCUUCCCCACCUUCCCUUCCUCACCCUUCCCUCAGUAUGGGUGUUGCAUUGCUUUCCUGAGCUGGAUCACGAAGGCCAGGCUGCUUUAGAGCCUUACUACUGUUUAAAACACAAGUUAUGCAACAGUGUUCUAUAAAUUUGGAUAACAGUGGUGUUAUGUGGUGGCUUGUUCUGCAGGGACCUUAACAUAUUUGGUCUCUCUGCAAAACCUGGGGUGCUCGGUAAGAAGCCAGCCAUGGUUUUACAUGUAGCUUGGAAUAACAGAGCUGUUUCUUGUAAUCAAUAAUCCCUGAUUCCUCCUUGCACUGAAAUUAAAUUGGACAUUCAAAUCCCAA
Messenger RNA from Chiroxiphia lanceolata (lance-tailed manakin), 3541 nucleotides. It is a transcript of the gene PCYT1A, whose product is annotated as phosphate cytidylyltransferase 1, choline, alpha. Gene Ontology annotation, molecular function: choline-phosphate cytidylyltransferase activity; phosphatidylcholine binding. Gene Ontology annotation, biological process: CDP-choline pathway. Gene Ontology annotation, cellular component: endoplasmic reticulum. The transcript has 9 exons. The record is from RefSeq and is a predicted model, not a curated record. Lineage: Eukaryota; Metazoa; Chordata; Aves; Passeriformes; Pipridae. The coding region runs from base 95 to 1198 and encodes 367 amino acids.